AAAAUUCCGAGUAUCCCUAUCGACGUGCCUUCUCGCUCAGGAUAUUUUGUCCUAUUAAUUGAUAACCCAGUCUACAGCAUUUGCGUAAGCCUCUUGGUAAUUAAAGUGUGCCCACAAAUUGGUAUAGUCGUUUUGUUCAUAUUCCCUUAUAUUGUUCAAACGAAAUCACAUUCUCGAGCCACACUUCGUUUACUUCUUCACUUUUUUAUCGCGAUGUGUAUCCAGCUGUCUAUUCCAUUUUUGGUCAUCUUCUUGCCGGCUGCUUUUAUAGUGUACGCAAUUCAAUAUGACUAUUAUAAUCAAGCAGCAAACAACUUGGCGAUGGCAACAAUGGCAUUCCAUGGGGUAUGUACUACACUGACCAUGAUCAUCGUGCAUACACCGUAUCGUAACGCUACUUUGAGCAUUUUACAUCUGAAAUCGGAAAAAUCGGCAAAAACAGUGACUGAUUCGAAGAUUGUGUGGAAAAGUAACAAGGGAGUACAGAUGACAUAAACUAUGCCCAUUGUUACCCUAUAUUUUAUUUUUCUCUAUGGUGACAACUUUAUCUUAAGAAAAACACGCAUAUAAAUCAAGCAGUUCCUGGUCACAGGACGUUUACUUCCACCUGUUUCUAAUUUCUUAUAAAACCCUAUAUCUUUCAAGUUUUUUCCACAAGACUCUGCCACUCUGACACUUAUGUGCUCGACUAGCCUCAGCUUCUUUGCUUCCGAGCAAACAUAUAUAAAACUUCUACAUACUCUUACCAUACUUGAACUUUCCACUCACUCUUUUGGAGCAUACAUCAUCAUUACAAAAACACCGAAAAAGUUGGAAUCCGUGAAGGCCAGCAUGCUCUAUCUACAAUUUGUUGGAGCAUUUGUCGAUGUCUAUUUCAGUUGGUUAGCUAUGCCGAUUCUAGUACUACCUUUAUGUGCAGGACAUGCGAUUGGCUUACUUUCAUUUUUUGGGGUUCCAAGCUCGUUGCAAGUUUAUGUAGGUUUCUGUUCACUAGCAGUUAUGGUUAUGACAGUAGUGAUCUUUCUGGAAGAUCGUCGAUAUCGGUUGGUGAACGGUCAAAAGUCAAACAAAAUGAGAAAAUUGUAUCGGUUACUGUUUGUCACAGCUAAUUAUGUUUAUGCUACAUUGUACCCUGCUCCCAUAUACUUUUUGCUUCCCGACCAAGAAUAUGGAAGAAUUUUAUCGAAAAGUAAAAAUCCGUGUAUUCCGAACGAAUAUUUAAACCAUCCUAAUUUCUUUUUGCUUGAUCUCGAUGGAAAGUAUACUUCAAUUUGUAUCCUGCUUAUGUUGAGUUCUCUGGUCUCUCAAAUGUUUUGGCAAAUUGGACUGAUUUUCCGUCAGAUGCUCAAAAAUCCGUCCGUUUCUCAAAAUACGCACCGACUACAAUACCAGUUUUUAAUUGCAAUGAGCUUGCAAGGCACCAUUCCAAUGAUUAUCAUUGUUUUUCCAGCUUUUUUCUAUGUUGUCUCAAUUAUGUUAAAUUAUCAUAAUCAAGGUGCAAAUAACUUAUCGUUUCUUAUCAUUUCCAUGCAUGGAGUUCUAUCAACGUUGACAAUGCUCAUGGCACACAGACCGUAUAGACAAUCGAUUGUCAAAAUGUUGAAUCUGAAUUUCAAUAAGGCAGGUGGUGGUGUUCAACGUAUUUGGACGCUUUCCAGAAGAAAUAAUUAAUGAUGACCUUGGAAAAGGCUAAUCUUCACAACAAUCAAAUCAAAUAAUCAUAAAAGUUUUUAUUGAAGAAAAAUAAACUAUCUGUGCACAGAAAUCCAAUGAAUUUUUGUUGUAUUCU
Molecule: messenger RNA, 1789 nt
Organism: Caenorhabditis elegans
Lineage: Eukaryota; Metazoa; Nematoda; Chromadorea; Rhabditida; Rhabditidae
Gene: srh-154
Product: Serpentine Receptor, class H
Exons: 5
Coding region: 679-1671 (330 amino acids)
Source: RefSeq, marked reviewed